CAAUCACCCAUCCCCUUUUUUUGUCUUCAUCCCAUUAUUUUCUUCAUUUUUUCUCUAUAUAUAUACAUUUUUAAAUUUAUCUGGUACACACCCUUCUUCCCUGAUCUAUCCCUACUUUAACUGUUUCCUCCAUAUUUUUUGUUGCUUAUCUAUACUUGUUCACUCUUUCCAAUAGAUACAGAUAUCCAACUGCCAAAAAGAUUUUGUUGGAGGAAGCAUCUAGAUAAACAAGAAAGAUGGAGGUGACCAAUGUUACAGAGUAUCAGGCAAUUGCGAAAGAAAAGUUGCCGAAGAUGGUCUAUGACUACUACGCUUCUGGUGCUGAGGACCAAUGGACUCUAGAAGAAAACCGAAACGCGUUCUCAAGAAUCUUGUUUAGGCCCCGUAUUCUUAUUGAUGUGAGCAAGAUCGACAUGACCACCACAAUUUUGGGAUUCAAGAUAUCGAUGCCUAUUAUGCUUGCCCCGACAGCCAUGCAGAAAAUGGCUCAUCCUGAAGGCGAGUAUGCAACAGCAAGAGCUGCAUCUGCAGCUGGAACCAUCAUGACAUUGUCUUCAUGGGCAACAUCUAGUGUUGAGGAAGUUGCGUCAACGGGACCUGGAAUCCGUUUCUUCCAGCUUUACGUGUACAAGGACAGGAAUGUUGUUGCUCAGCUCGUAAGGAGAGCCGAAAGAGCCGGUUUCAAGGCCAUUGCCCUUACAGUUGACACACCAAGGCUUGGUCGUAGAGAAGCCGACAUUAAAAACCGAUUUACUUUACCGCCAUUUUUGACAUUGAAGAACUUCGAGGGCUUGGACCUCGGGAAAAUGGAUGAAGCUAAUGACUCUGGCUUGGCUUCUUAUGUUGCGGGUCAAAUUGACCGCACCUUGAGCUGGAAGGACGUAAAGUGGCUCCAGACCAUCACCAGUAUGCCCAUUCUGGUUAAGGGGGUGAUCACUGCUGAAGACACAAGGUUAGCGAUCCAAGCUGGUGCAGCGGGUAUCAUUGUAUCGAACCAUGGAGCUCGCCAGCUCGACUAUGUUCCCGCUACCAUUAUGGCUUUGGAAGAGGUUGUGAAAGCGGCCCAAGGUCGCGUCCCCGUGUUCUUGGACGGUGGGGUCCGCCGUGGGACGGAUGUGUUUAAGGCACUGGCUCUUGGAGCUUCAGGCAUAUUUAUUGGGCGACCAGUGGUGUUUUCUUUAGCUGCUGAAGGAGAAGCGGGAGUGAGAAAGGUGCUUCAAAUGUUACGAGAUGAAUUCGAGCUAACAAUGGCGUUAAGUGGUUGCACGUCGCUGAAAGAGAUCACCCGCAACCAUAUUGUGACCGAGUGGGAUGCACCUCGAUCCCGCCCGGCACCAAGGUUAUAGAUGAACCAGAAACAGUUAUAUUUCUAGUGGCAAAGCCCACAUGUUAUAGUUGUAACUGGUGCUAUUUCGAAUUUAUUUGUUGCCUGUAUUUUGAACUUCUUGUUUUGAAAUAAUAAGUGGUCUGUUAUUGUA
Molecule: messenger RNA, 1478 nt
Organism: Helianthus annuus (common sunflower)
Lineage: Eukaryota; Viridiplantae; Streptophyta; Magnoliopsida; Asterales; Asteraceae
Product: (S)-2-hydroxy-acid oxidase GLO1
Exons: 8
Coding region: 237-1346 (369 amino acids)
Cellular component (GO): peroxisome
Molecular function (GO): FMN binding; oxidoreductase activity
Source: RefSeq, a predicted model, not a curated record